Molecule: messenger RNA, 1317 nt
Organism: Neltuma alba
Lineage: Eukaryota; Viridiplantae; Streptophyta; Magnoliopsida; Fabales; Fabaceae
Product: probable enoyl-CoA hydratase 1, peroxisomal
Exons: 3
Coding region: 120-917 (265 amino acids)
Cellular component (GO): peroxisome
Source: RefSeq, a predicted model, not a curated record
CUUCGCUCCCCUCAAGACGCCGUCACCAUGAGACGACGCCGUCGCAUUUGGAUCGUAUUACCUUCAAAGCUCGAACCGCGCGAGGAGCUGUCAACCGAAUCGCCAAAACAAAAUAAAAAAUGGAAUCAUCGCCGCCGGAGAAGAAGCUGAUCCUCGUCCAGCGCGAGCCAAACGGCAUCGCUUUGAUCACUAUCAAUCGUCCUCGUUCUCUGAACUCGUUGACCAGGUCGAUGAUGGCUGACCUGGCUCAAGCAUUCAAGAGGCUGGACAGGGAUGAUUCGGUGCGAGUAAUCAUAUUGACUGGCUCCGGUCGAGCCUUCUGUUCGGGUGUGGACCUGACCGCGGCGGAAGAUGUCUUCAAGGGUGAUGUGAAAGACAUCGAGUCCGACACGGUUGCGCAAAUGGAGCGGUGCCGCAAGCCGAUCAUCGGAGCCAUUAGAGGGUUUGCCGUGACGGCUGGAUUCGAGAUUGCGCUGGCUUGUGACAUGCUGAUUGCUUCCAAAGGGGCUAAGUUCAUAGACACCCAUGCGAGGUUUGGGAUUUUUCCUUCAUGGGGUCUCUCUCAGAAGCUUUCACGAAUUAUAGGACCGAAUAAAGCUCGUGAAGUAUCUCUUACAGCAUCUCCUUUGACAGCAGAAGUAGCUGAAAGACUGGGUUUUGUGAACCAUGUUGUUGAAGAAGGUGAAGUAUUGAAGAAAGCUCAAGAAAUUGCGGGCGCCAUUUCAAAAAAUAAUCAAGACAUGGUGUUGAGGUACAAGUCAGUCAUAAAUGAUGGCCUCAAGCAGGACCUUGGUCAUGCUCUUUCUCUGGAAAAGGAGAAGGCUCAUGAGUAUUACAACGGAAUGACGAAGGAGCAAUUCAGAAUGAUGCAGGAAUUCAUAGCGGGUCGAGGUUCAGGGAAACAGUCUAAAUUGUAACUACGUUGUACUCCUCGCCCAUGCUGUUAGAAUGAUGUUGGUUGCCCCAGGAGGUGGUUUUUACGGUCACAAAUGGAAGAUACAAAAUCAGCAGUCAUAGUUUAUCAUGAUAAAUUUCAUUUCUCGCAACAGUCGUUUGGUUCUCCAGAAGGAGGUCCUUUCUUUGGUGACUAGUCAUUUCGUAAAUCUUUUGUACUUAAUUUUUAAUUCAGUGGGUGUAUAUUGAUGAGUACUGUCGUGAAAUGUGGUUGCCAGAUGAUGUACUCUCCUUGCUGUAAUGUAAGUCAGAAUAAAUUGAAAUGCUUGUUCACUGUUAGAACAAGUUCUCAGAAAUUCAAGGCCAAUUGUAAUGAAUAUUUCUUCCUCUUUUCAAAAUAGAUUUUCUUAAAUUCUUUUUAAA